AAGCAUACAAUACAUGGACAUAUGCCCUACAAGCUCUCAACUAGCCAAAAUUAAUACAAAAAAAAAAGAAGUUGGGAACGUACUUAGUGUCAGCUUGGUACCUGAGGACGAUAUAUAUAAGAAGCGGAAGAAUUUGAUAGAUAAUCUGACGAAUAGUCCAGCGCUGUUAAACAAGAUUUUCAACUCCUUACCGACAGAACUUCAGAACGAGCUUGGGAGCUUGGCCACGGAGGGGACUGGGCGGGAGGAGGCUUAUUUGGACGAAAAGGCGGGGACGGUCUUAGAGGCACCCACGUACUAUCCUACGGCUGAGGAGUUUGAGGUAAUAUAUUAGUGUUUAUUGUAUCCACUGCUGACAGAACUUCUCAAUGAGCUGGGGUGCUUGGCCACGGAGGGGACUGGGCGGGAGGAGGCUUAUUUGGACGAAAAGGCGGGGACGGUCUUAGAGGCACCCACGUACUAUCCUACGGCUGAGGAGUUUGAGGUAAUAUAUUAGUGUUUAUUGUAUCCACUGCUGACAGAACUUCUCAAUGAGCUGGGGUGCUUGGCCACGGAGGGGACUGGGCGGGAGGAGGCUUAUUUGGACGAAAAGGCGGGGACGGUCUUAGAGGCACCCACGUACUAUCCUACGGCUGAGGAGUUUCAGGUAAUGUAUUAGUGUUUAUUGUAUCCACUGCUGAACAGAACUUCUCAAUGAACUGGGGAGCUUGGCCACGGAGGGGACUGGGAGAGAAGAGGCUUCUUUAGAGGAAAAAGCAGGGGCGGUGCUUGAAGCAACCGCGUACUAUCCUACGGCUGAGGAGUUUGAGGUAAUGUAUUAGUGUUUAUUGUAUCCACUGCUGAACAGAACUUCUUAAUGAGCUGAGGAGCUUGGUCACUGAAGGGACUGGGAGAAAAGAGGCGUAUUUGGGGAAGGCAGAGACGGUCUUAGCGGGAUCUACGUAUUUUCCUAAGGCUGAGAAUUUAAAUCUGUUUUAGAAAUGCAACGGAUACCGGAUAUGCGGCCGCUGGAUCCGCCGAAUAUUCGGUAUCCGGAAGCCGGAUAUCCGGCUAAAAGUUUGGUCAAAAAUUAAUUAAAUUAGAUAGCGCGCUUGCUCAAAGUUCGAUGCAGGUUGCAACUUAUUUAUAGUUAUAGGCAGCCGUUUAUAAAUAAGUAAACUAAAUUCACAUACUGCGAGAAUUGAAUAGCGCAAAUUACAAUUUUCUUCGUAAGUGUUUUGCGCGCUGCGGCGCCUGCGGGGCAGCCGCAACAGUCUCCUGGCAAUUAUAGCUGACAGGCUUGACAGUCAGCUUCUUGUGCACUGGACCAGGGUACACUCACUGGUAGCUACAUACACAUGGCUCACAUGAGUGUAUGUAGUUAUUACUAGUAUAUGUGACUGGCUCCAGUUUAAACCCUAAAAUAUUGUAAGUUUAAACCCUAAAAUAUUGUAAGUUUAAUUUAUUUCAAUAAUAAUUUAAUAUAAUUUUUAGAGUAAGUCGUACUAACACUGUAUGGACCAAGGUCUGAAAUAAAUGAUUUUUAUUUUAUUUUAUUUUAUUGAUUUAAUAUUUUCAUAGCGAGUGCAGAUUUAUUAACUUUGUUUCGUUAUUUAUAAGAUUUAGUAGUGUUUAGUGCAUAUUGUAUUCAUAAAUAUCGUGCUAAAUUACUAUCCGGAAUCCGGCCGGAUACUAAGCAGCACUAUCCGGAAUCCGGCCGGAUACUACGCACUAUCCGGAAACCGGCCGUAUUGUAAAAAAUUGCCCGGAUACCGAAUAGUAAUUGGAUAUUCGUUGCAUCUCUAAUCUGUUUAUAUUCGUUUCUUAACUUUAUAUUACAUUUUCACAAGCUUAGUUAAAAUUGAGUUUAAGUAACGCAACUUUUACCCUAGUCUUACAUUAUAAUCAUGUUGUUGUUGUCCUAAAGCACCCCAGAGGUGUAAAGGGCCUUCACAAGCUCGCGCCACGCCUUCCUAUCUUCAGCUCGUCUUCUGGCCUCGCUCCAGCUCAACCCGACCGCUCGUAACUCUCUUAGGACGGACCGUUGCCAAGAGUGUACAGGACGCCCCGAGCCUCGGCUUCCGUCCGGUUUCCACGCGAUAGCUAUGGUAGCAUUAUUCGUUUCCCCCCUUCGAAUAAAUCAUGUUAGAUCGGUUAAAAUAAAUAUUAGGGGCAGAGAAACACUUGUAGAGAAUCGUCAUACUUUUUCUAUUGCGUCUUGCAAAAUAAACUAAGUUUUUAUCUCCACUUAACAAUGUUUAUUAUCAUGAAAUUAUGUGUAUAUGAUUAUUAACUUAUUAUUUACAGGAUCCGAUAAAAUACUACGACAAAAUCGCCCCCGAGGCCUCAAAAUACGGCCUCUGCAAAAUAGUUCCCCCUGAAAACUUCAAACCAACAUGCACGAUGAGCGACACGAUCCGCUUCGCGGUCAUAUACCAGUACAUCUCCAAGAUGUUCAGCCGCUGGGGCCCCGUGUCCAGGGAGCUGGCUGCCAUCAAGGCGCACCUGCGGACCCAGAGCGUCGUGUUCGCGCGGUCUCCCCUCUUGGACGGCAGCGAAGUGAACCUCCCCAGGCUAUACCACGCCGUGGAACGCAACGGCGGUCUCAGCAACGUCAUACAACGCAAGCGGUGGGGCCGCGUCGCCGACGAGAUGAAGCUGACCAAGUUGCAGCACCCGGAGCGCAAGCUGGACCCCAUAUACAUGCGAUAUCUGCUGCCCUACGCCACGUUGUCCGAUCAGGAACGCCAAAGUAUAAUGGCGGAAGUGGAAAAAUGCUGGACCACCAAGUACCAGAAGAUGCUAGAACGGGCCCGCAAUCCCUUCCAGCGUCAGAACCGGAUGCUGGGCACCGAGUGCGAGUCGGAAUCUGACGACGAAGGAGAGGAUGGAAACACAGCUGGUGCGCUCCAAGAGGCAGAGGACUGCAUAGUGCAGGGGCGCACAAUGAACCUCGUCACAUUCAAAAAAGUAAGUCAGAAUCUGUCGACGAAGUGGAAGAUGGCUACACAGCUGGUGCGCUACAUGAGGCUGAGGACUGCAUAGUGCAGGGGCGCACAAUGAACCUCGUCAUAUUCAAAAAAGUAAGUCAGAAUCUGUCGACGAAGUGGAAGAUGGCUACACAGCUGGUGCGCUACAUGAGGCUGAGGACUGCAUAGUGCAGGCGCGGACCAUGAACCUCGUCACAUUCAAGAAGGUAAGUCAGAAUCUGACGACGAAGUGGAAGAUGGCAACACAGCCGGUGCGCUACAUGAGGCUGAGGACUGCAUAGUGCAGGGGCGGACCAUGAAUCUCGUCACAUUCAAGAAGGUAAGUCAGAAACUGACGACGAAGGGGAAGAUGGCAACACAGCUGGUGCGCUACAUGAGGGUGUGAACUGCAUAGUGCAGGGGCGGUCCAUGAACCUCGUCACAUUCAAGAAGGUAAGUCAGAAACUGACGAAGAAGGGGAAGAUGGCAACACAGCUGGUGCGCUACAUGAGGCUGAGGACUGCAUAGUGCAGGGGCGGACCAUGAACCUCGUCACAUUCAAAAAAGUAAGUCAGAAUCUGUCGGCGAAGUGGAAGAUGGCAACACAGCUGGUGCGCUACAUGACGCUGAGGACUGCAUAGUGCAGGGGCGGUCCAUGAACCUCGUCACAUUCAAGAAGGUAAGUCAGAAACUGACGACGAAGGGGAAGAUGGCAACACAGCUGGUGCGCUACAUGACGCUGAGGACUGCAUAGUGCAGGGGCGGUCCAUGAACCUCGUCACAUUCAAGAAGGUAAGUCAGAAAGUGACGACGAAGGGGAAGAUGGCAACACAGCUGGUGCGCUACAUGACGCUGAGGACUGCAUAGUGCAGGGGCGGUCUAUGAACCUCGUCACAUUCAAGAAGGUAAGUCAGAAAGUGACGACGAAGGGGAAGAUGGCAACACAGCUGGUGCGCUACAUGAGGCUGAGGACUGCAUAGUGCAGGGGCGGUCCAUGAACCUCGUCACAUUCAAGAAGGUAAGUCAGAAAGUGACGACGAGGGGGAAGAUGGCAACACAGCUGGUGCGCUACAUGACGCUGAGGACUGCAUAGUGCAGGGGCGGUCUAUGAACCUCGUCACAUUCAAGAAGGUAAGUCAGAAACUGACGAAGAAGGGGAAGAUGGCAACACAGCUGGUGCGCUACAUGAGGCUGAGGACUGCAUAGUGCAGGGGCGGACCAUGAAACUCGUCACAUUCAAAAAAGUAAGUCAGAAUCUGUCGACGAAGUGGAAGAUGGCAACACAGCUGGUGCGCUACAUGAGGCUGAGGACUGCAUAGUGCAGGGGCGGACCAUGAACCUCGUCACAUUCAAGAAGGUAAGUCAGAAUCUGACGACGAAGAGAAAAAUGUGGGAACUCAGCUGGUGCGCUACAUGACGCUGAGGACUGCAUAGUGCAGGGGCGGUCCAUGAACCUCGUCACAUUCAAGAAGGUAAGUCAGAAUCUGAUGACGAAGGGGAAAAUGUGGGAACUCAGCUGGUGCGCUACAUGGGACUGAGGACAAAUAAACACACCCAAAAAAAUCGAUAGUUAGUACAUAAUCGAACUAUUUUUUUAACUAAUAUAAAUGAAAAUACAGGUCUGUUAACUAAAGCUGGCGCGUUCACAGUACUCACACUUAUGCAAUUUCACUAUACAGCAUGUUUAAAAAU
Cydia pomonella (codling moth) is the source of this 4640-nucleotide messenger RNA. RefSeq names its product protein Jumonji-like. Bases 2383 to 3024 code for a protein of 213 amino acids. The record is from RefSeq and is a predicted model, not a curated record. Lineage: Eukaryota; Metazoa; Arthropoda; Insecta; Lepidoptera; Tortricidae. Gene Ontology annotation, molecular function: DNA binding. The transcript has 3 exons.